AUGCAUCGGCAUGCCAAUGAGCUCGCCAAAGCGCUCUCAAGGAGACGCAAGGACGUUCCCCGACGACCUAUUAUCUUCGUGGCGUACGAUCUAGGAGGUAUCAUCCUCAAAUGGACGUUAGCCAUGUGCCACAAACAAGAUGUGGAAUCCAAAUACGACCUCCGGAGUAUCCUGACUUCCACUCAAGUAAUCCUCUUCUUCGGAACCCCGCACGCUGGGAGCCAUAUCACCCUUCUCGACGCAGUCGGUCGCUUGGCUUCGAUAUACAUGGACACAGCCGACAUUGCCCUAGAGGACCUCUUGUCUCAUUCUUACGAACUUGAGAAAUUGCAGAGUCGAUAUACGGAGGCAAGUGCAAGGUUCAACAGCAUAAUCUUCUACGGAGAGGAUUCGACUACAGGACUAAAAGCUCUGUGCGACUCCGGGGUGAUCAUUGGUAAUCGCAAAGAGACCUUGAUUGCACUCCAUGGCGAUCACCGUAAUCUAGUCAGGCUCACAGCUAAAGCCAAUGGCGACUACGAAACAAUUCUUCAUCAUCUCAGCAACUACUUCAAUAAUGCACUUGUAGCAGUGAAGAAGAAGUGGAAUGAAGAGGACCAUUCUCGCAGUGCUGCAAAGGUAGAGCCAGCGUCUGAGGAUAUCAUGUUACCAAAGCCUCUUCCCCCUGUCUCGAGAAGCUACAUCGACUUCAAUCGCGUAAUUUUUGUGGAUGCUUCUAAUCAAGACCAGUUGGAAGUGGAUUUGCAACGGUCAAUUCGGUGCUUAGGACCCGAGUACAGCAGGGUGACUUGGAAGGAUGCGGUGGCGUACCUUGAUGGCAAGGAGAAGGAAUGGCUGCUCUUCAUCGACAAUGCCGACUCACCCGAACUCGACCUCCGUCCAUACCUCCCUAAUUCGACUCAUGGGGCAGUUCUAAUAGCAACAAGAAAUGGCCAGUGCGUCAACUACGCACCUGACGGCGCGGUUCCCGUUGGCGAUCUUGAGGAGAAUGAGGCAAUGGACCUCCUUCACACAACUGCCAAUGUGUCACCUACAUCCGAUACCGAGUCUCUAGAGAUUGUGAGAGAGCUGGGGAUGUUGGCGCUUUCGAUUACUCAGGCGGGAGUUUAUAUUCGCAAGACCUGGCGCAUCGAUACAUACCUCAAGACGUUUCGUAGGCAUCGAGGUCGACUUCUGCGAGAGCAGCUAGAUAUCGGCUCCGAGUACACAUCGCCGACUUACACGGCGUUCGAUCUAUCGUUCCACCAAUUACCGGAAAAGCCGCAGGGGUUCCUAAAGUUAUGCGCAUUUCUCGACCACUCGCUCAUUCCAACUAUGCUCUUUAAACGCUCCACAACGUCUGGCUUCACCACGUACACAGUCCUGGAAAACCACUCCCCACCGGAGAGUGACAAGAAUUACAUCUUAACGCUUCGGAAUAUUUUUGGGGGGACAUGGGAUGAGGUCGAAUUCCAGGAUAUCGUUGACUCGGCGUCAAAAGCGUCGUUUAUCGAUGUUUCGAUGGAUGGCUUAUUCUACACUGUUCAUCCUCUACUUCAGAUCUACAUCAAGGAUUCCCUUGGUGAAGCGGCUAACGAGCAUUAUUGCCGCGUGACGGCACAACUCGUGCUAGGCGCUAUUCGCCCACCUGAUGGAAGCAAUGCUGAGCUUUGGCAACUGAUUGCUCAUGCCAAUAGCAUCCCUCGUUCAGCGCAAUCGGAGGAUGUGGCACACGCAUUGGCAUUCUGUGCUCUUUAUGAUUCGUUAGGGAACUGGACGGCAUGUCGGGAGCUAUUAGAAUCUGCCCUCACACUGCUUCAAAGAACUCAAGACUCAGAUAACGAGGACUGGACGCCGCAGAGAAGAUACAACGAGACGUACUUGCUCAACAAUUUGAAAUUUCGGACGAAACAUCCCGAAACCAUCAUUGCAACGAACGAUCUUGCUGCUACUUUGCUUGAUCGUAGUCAGUUGGACGAAGCAGAAAGGAUACUACGAGACGUGCUCGCUCUGUGGCUGGAGAUCUCUGGGCUACCGCAUCCUGACACCAUCCUGGCAAGAAACAACCUCGCAUCAAUCUUGUUUGAUCGAGGUCAAUUGGAUGAGGCCGAAAAGAUGCAGCGAGACGUGCUCACUCUGCAGCUCGAGAUCAGCGGACCACGGGACUACGAGACCAUGAUAGCAAUGAACAAUCUUGCGUUAAACUUGCGGUAUCGUGGUAGAUUGGACGAAGCGGAGGAAAUGCAGCGACACGUCCUCAAUCAGCGGCUCGAGAUCCUUGGACCACGACAUCCACACCCUCGACGUGACACACGACCUCUCCAGAACACUGUAUCACCGCGGCAAGCUCGAAGAGGCUCUACAGCUCCUAGAAGAAACAAUGGAACUACGUCGCGAGAAUUCAUCAAAUCCGCCCAAUCCGGUAGUAGUUUGUAG
Molecule: messenger RNA, 2415 nt
Organism: Serendipita indica DSM 11827
Lineage: Eukaryota; Fungi; Basidiomycota; Agaricomycetes; Sebacinales; Serendipitaceae
Source: the annotation of a GenBank genome assembly